AUGUUCAAGUCAAUCUCCUUCGUCUUCGUUGCCGUUGCGGCCGUCUCCGCCUCGAUCGUUCCCCGGCAGAGCGUGUCCACGCCGAUUGGCACGACUAUUACUGGCGGCUUCGCAACAUACUACAACCAGUUCGGCGGGUUUGGCGCAUGCGGCCAGCAGAAUCCCGACAGCGCGCUCAUCGUUGCCCUUCAGACGCAGCGUUACGCUUCAUCGCUGUGCGGCCAGAGUGUCACCGUCACGAACCUGAACAAUGGUCGAGUCGUCACCGCCUCCAUUGCAGACCAAUGCCCCGGUUGCGCGAACGCCAACUCGCUCGACCUUUCCAUCGGCGCUUGGGAGGCUAUCGGCGAGAGCACUGCUGACGGCUCCGAGGUUCCCAUCAACUGGGUCCUCAACAACUGA
This is a messenger RNA of Peniophora sp. CBMAI 1063, 402 nucleotides long. Lineage: Eukaryota; Fungi; Basidiomycota; Agaricomycetes; Russulales; Peniophoraceae. The record is from the annotation of a GenBank genome assembly.